GGGUGUAUGUAUUUAAACGCGAUGCUGCACAAUAACGGCGAUCGUCUCUUAAAUUGGACGAGCCCUUCUGCCGGCAACUGGGUUGGGGGAAGACAGAGACGCCCUGAAAAUAUUCGGUCUACGCAUGUGGUCUUUUUUAAUCGGAUUAAAUGGACGUGAAGGAUCAACAUAGUUUUAAAGUCGCUGUUGGAUAUAAUAUUAGGCUCCACUUGGAUGGUUCAAGUGAUCACGCUUUAUUGGCUCGGGAAACGACCUCCAUCAUCCAUUUGGGAUACAGCAUCACAGCCGACCAAGUUUAACCUUGUGCUGUGACACGGUCCACCCGGGGCACUCAAUGAAAUAAUAUUAUUUAUCGACUGACACAGGUUGAAGUUGCGUUUAGCUGGCGUUUGAACAGGUGCGGUGACGGUCGUGGGACGUCUCAGUCCGCCGCCCCCCCACUGAGCACUCACACCCCGAAGAUAAGAGUUGACUGUUGAAACGUGCGCUUCAUCAAAAUCGGAUAGUUUGUUUUUUGUUUCAUUCUGGAACAAUGUCAUCCACGAUAGAGAGAAAGACGAUGGACGCAAACGAGGAGCCCGUGGACGAGGUCCUCCAGAUGCCGCCGUCGCUGCUCACCUGCGGCGGCUGUCAGCAGAGCAUCGGCGACCGCUUCUUCCUGAAGGCCAUCGAGCAGUACUGGCACGAGGACUGCCUGAGCUGCGACCUGUGCGGCUGCCGGCUGGGCGAGGUGGGCCGCCGGCUGUACUACAAGCUGGGGAGGAAGCUGUGUCGGAGGGACUACCUCAGGCUUUUCGGUCAGGACGGCCUGUGCGCAUCCUGCGAGAAAAGGAUCCGGGCGUUUGAGAUGACCAUGCGUGUACGCGACAAGGUGUACCACCUGGAGUGCUUCAAGUGCGCCGCCUGUCAGAAGCACUUCUGCGUGGGCGACCGCUACCUGCUCAUCAACUCGGACAUUGUGUGCGAGCAGGAUAUUUUCGAAUGGACCAAACACAACAGUCAUAGCAUGGUCUAGAGUCAGACUCAGAGGAGAUUUAUUUAUCCACAAGAUGGUGACAUUAUCCUUUCCUUCCCUUUGGUUGACGUCAAAGUCAACAUUUUUAUACCGACUGUUACGCUGAUGAGCCCACCACGUAAUGCAUCUUUUCUACGCGUGGAAUGAUUACGUCUAGCUAUGACUGGACUGUUCUGCAGUAUGCUAUGUGUAGACGAUGGAAGGGCAUACCAGCACAGAGAACCAGAGAACAAUCAAGAUGCAAUAAGUCAUAUUUGCAGAGAGAAAAUAGAAAUGUAGAGUGGAUAAAUACAAUUAAUCCAUCGAUUAUUGCAAUGGUCAAACACUGUUACAAAAAUCACUUCUUGUGGAAUCAGGAUGAAAUUACAAAAAGGGGUUUUGAUAUAUUUAUAAUAAAAUCGGAAUGAUUGUAUUAUAUUGCCAGGUUAAACUGGUUGAUGCUCUCUAUUGACCUAGGGAAUAAUUGCAAUAUCAAUGUUAUUCAUAUAAUGGUUUUUGUAAUGAAAACAGAUUUACACGUGCCAAUACAUUUUGGAUAAAUAAUCAAUUUGUUAUAAGAAAUAGAACAAAUAAAAGUGCACAUGUUUUUUUUUGUCAUCCCAACAGGUUCAUUUAUAUUUCACAUACAGCUUCGACGACAAUGGGGUUGCAUAUAUCGAGAAAAGAUAAUGUGAAAAAACAAUUCUUGUCAGGUCUCGUACAUUAAGACCUGUACAUGCAUGUACAUAGUUCCGCCAGAAGAGGUCGUCAGAACUUUAAAAUGCCAUUAAAAUGCCAACUGACAACAGUAGCCACGCAUGACGUGCGCGCCUACAUCCAAACCCGUCGAAUUUAUCACACAACAUAAUCAAGGGGUAGGCCUACAAUUUGUUUUGUUCCAAAUUUCUUUUCAAGCACGCACACUUCUGGGAAGACGACGUUGGUGCCCUAAUGAGGCGAUGAUGUGACUCCAUUGCAACAUGCAACGUCUGAAGAAUGUUCUGGUUACCGGCUGUCUGGGCAAGCUGGUACCCAUCAGGGUGGUUACGCUCCUGUCUCCGUGCCUGCCAGCUGUCAGAUCACUCUGUGAGCGGCCGCGAGGCACGCAGCUCGGCCGGUGCCAUCCGUCAAGAGACUGCCAUCCCCGGUUAUCUUUACGAGCCUAAUCGAGUCCAUGGACACCGCGUUGUGCGCGAGCCUCGGAGUUCGACGAACAGGCUGCCUGAACAGGACCCGUGGGUAAGAGAGAGAUACGGUGUUAACUGGUGUUAUUAAGUGGUUAAGUAGCUAAUUGUGGAACCGUUUGGAUGGCAUCAUAGGAGGGACAAGGGGCCCUGGGAUGAUGUAUUCUCAGAGCUGGCAUUUAUUGAAGGACGGCACGGGAUCGAAAGAACACAGAUUGGACCAGAGGAAAAACCCACCCACACCGAGAGCCGGAUCCUAAUGUGAAAACGAAUCUGUUUUUCCCCACAUGAGUCGGGAUGCAUAGGCUACGAGUAAUGUCGGUGGGACCGGCCUUCCUGGAGGUCUCAACGUUGAGGAACAGCAGCAACACAGCAUGAGUCAACCCAAGGAACCCUGUAGGCUCCUCGCUACAGGAACAAACUGGUCUACUGUCCUGACACUGCCAUCCACAGAAUGCACACCACUUAAAAAACCUCCAGCAUUCUACCAGUACACCGUCUGCAACAAAACCACACGCAAAGCAUGGAUCAUCGUUAACUCCAGCGCACUUGUUUUCUCUGUUUAGAUCUAACGAGAGUUAGGAAGCAGAAGGAGCAGUUCACAGAGUUCACAGAGUUCACCGAGUACGGUUACUUCGGGAGAAACCAGAAAGGCGGCGUCUCGUGACAUCCCCGUAUAAAAACAAAACACACUGCGCUGCCUCGAACAACGCCCGUCGCGUCGGGCCGGCCCCGCUACCUGUGAUCCCCUGCCAGUUCGGUUGGCGUUGGCUUCCUCCUGGCCCCUGAGUCAGGCCAGACCCACGACCCUCAGCUCUCAAAGCAUCCACCAGCUAGAGACCCGGCAAAGCCCUGCGCCUCUCGUGUCAUCCCCC
Messenger RNA from Gadus chalcogrammus (walleye pollock), 3053 nucleotides. It is a transcript of the gene lmo2, whose product is annotated as LIM domain only 2 (rhombotin-like 1). Gene Ontology annotation, biological process: positive regulation of transcription by RNA polymerase II. The record is from RefSeq and is a predicted model, not a curated record. Gene Ontology annotation, cellular component: nucleus. Gene Ontology annotation, molecular function: DNA-binding transcription factor binding; transcription coactivator activity. Bases 533 to 1015 code for a protein of 160 amino acids. NCBI's taxonomy places the organism in Eukaryota, Metazoa, Chordata, Actinopteri, Gadiformes, Gadidae. The transcript has 3 exons.